This is a messenger RNA of Tarenaya hassleriana, 871 nucleotides long. RefSeq names its product trafficking protein particle complex subunit 1. Gene Ontology annotation, biological process: endoplasmic reticulum to Golgi vesicle-mediated transport. Gene Ontology annotation, cellular component: TRAPP complex. The coding region runs from base 80 to 589 and encodes 169 amino acids. NCBI's taxonomy places the organism in Eukaryota, Viridiplantae, Streptophyta, Magnoliopsida, Brassicales, Cleomaceae. The transcript has 4 exons. The record is from RefSeq and is a predicted model, not a curated record.
AGCACCUCGGUUCCAUCUCUGUGGCUUUGUCUCUCUAUCUCCCUCUCCAGAGAAAUUUUCGCCGAAAGAGAGAGAAGCGAUGCAGUUCUUCGGAGGAUCGGAGAUAAGCCCUUCGCCGCCGGUGCCGACGGCGAGUGGGAACAACGCGCACAUGCUGUACGUCUUCAACCGCAACGGGAUCUGCCUUCUCUACAGGGAGUGGAAUCGUCCUCUUCACACGCUCAACGCUCAACAGGAUCACAAGCUCAUGUUUGGCCUCCUCUUCUCUCUCAAAUCCCUUACUGCCAAGAUGGAUCCCGUCAAUGCGGAUAAGGGGAAUCUUGGGGUUCCUCAGUUGCCGGGACAAGGAUGCUCUUUCCACAGUUUCCGGACAAAUACUUACAAGCUUAGUUUCAUGGAGACUCCUUCUGGAAUUAAGCUUAUCUUAGUUACCCAUCCGAGGACAGGAGAUUUACGGGAAUCCCUGAAGUACAUUUACAGUUUAUACGUAGAAUACGUUGUGAAAAAUCCUUUGUACAACCCAGGGGCUCCAAUCAAGUCUGAUUUGUUCAACACAGCACUUGAUCAGUAUGUCAGGAGCAUUUCAUAGUGCUGCGGUUUGGCCACAGGGACCAAUCGCCUUCGAACAUCUUCCGGUAUGUUUCUAUUGAAGAUUGUUUCAGCAUCUGUGCCGUAGUAUUAUACGUUUCUCAGAUCAGUUGCGAGUAUAUUUCUUUCAGAAUUUAUAGCCCGACGAUCUGACAAACUGUCUAAUCUGAAAAAUGCUUGUGUUCUUGUCUUGGUGGAUGUAAUCUAUCAUGUGGGUUCUUCUUUCUGAUUGUAUUACCAAUGGGUUCUUGGUUCAUCAGAUACAGGUGGGUAUGUUUUUAUA